Messenger RNA from Panonychus citri (citrus red mite), 6702 nucleotides. RefSeq lists its product as uncharacterized. Gene Ontology annotation, biological process: neuromuscular synaptic transmission. The record is from RefSeq and is a predicted model, not a curated record. Lineage: Eukaryota; Metazoa; Arthropoda; Arachnida; Trombidiformes; Tetranychidae. Gene Ontology annotation, molecular function: protein binding.
UGUUGUUUUCGUAGUGUAAUUUUUUGAUUCAAUUUGAAUUGGAAAAAUUAAUCAAAGUUUCUAAUCAAUACCAAUAAUCAUUGAGAUAAAAGUGAUACAGAAAUAAUUGUUUUUCUCAAUAAAAAUUUAUCAAAAAUCAAAUAUCAAAUCCCUCUAAUUAUACAACCGAUUAGACCCAAAUUUAAGGAUGACCAACUCAUCGAAUAGGAAAUAUGAACAAUUCAUGGAGAGAUGAAACUAAACUGACUCUCUUGAUUAGUGGGACAAUUUAAGGUUAUCUCGACUGUUGAUUAAGCCUUUAAAUAUAUUAUUUUCCUUCGGCUACGAUUACAAUGUUUUCCUCUGUUCCUUUAACAAUCUCACUCCCAACUCUUCAGUUAUCAUAAUAGAUUUUUAUAUCCCAUCAACUUCACUGACAAGAAAAAUUUCAUCACCUUUGACAUUAGAAAUUAAUCGAAGUGAAAUCUCUAAUCGAAUUCUAUUGAUCAACCAACAUGGAUCAUGAUGAUUCUUCAGAAAAUGAACUUAACACUCAAUCUUCGAUAGAGAAACGGCCUCAAACAAGACCGAUUCAAUCAGAAGAUGAUAACCAACCAGGUGAAUUCAAAACAACAGUCGGAUCAAUAGAUGCUCUGUUGAAGAAACUGGAAGAAGAUGACAAAAUAUUGAAAGAAUUGGAAGAACUGGAAAAAAAAGAUCGAUUAACCAACAAGAAAUUAUCAUCAUCAUCAUCAACAUCAUCAACAUCAGCAACAAUUAGUAGCACAACAACAGCAUCAACAUCAACAAUAACUCCAACACUGACCAGUAGUAAUAAGGGAAGAUCAUCAACCUCGGUAACAUCAAUCGCAACAAAAGUUACUCCAUCAGUACCUUUAACGGUAUCAUCAUCAUCAACCUCAUCUUCAUCUUCAACGGUCAGCACUGUAUCCAAAUCAACAACCACCGAAAGGGAAACCCAAUAUGUUUCACCGUCUCCACCACCAUCCUUAUUAUCCGCUCCGCCGUUGACCCAAACCGCGGGUACGAACACAAUAUCAACCAAAUCCGUUUCAACUUCAACAAUAUCAACCAAUCCCUCAUCGGCAAUCAGUGAACGAGUGACACAAUUAAGUGACCAUUUUAACUCACCUUCAAGCCCAUUGAGUAGAUUUGGUCAAUUAGCAUUAGCAUCCUAUGGUAUUGGUUUGGCAGCAAGUGGAACCAGUGGAACCAGUGGGGUGGGAAAUUCGAUUAAUUUAUCAUCAUCUAUGCCAUCGUUGAUUGAUCAUCAACAAGCAUUACAAUUAAUAUCUGCACAAUUACAAGCCAAAGGACAAGGUUCAUCUAUAUCACCUCAUGAAUUGGAUAGAUUAAUGGAGAAAUUGGAACAUGAUAAUCGUAUUCUUGCUGAAUUAGAUCAAAAAUCUAAACGUAUCUCAUCAAAUUCAAGUGGCAUCUCAUCACCGGUGUUAUUAUCAUCCUCACUUCCCACCCUGACAGGAAUCAAUCAUCAUCCCGCUUUACUCCAAACUUUAUAUCCUCAACUUUUUCCUGCUUUACUUGCUGAUAGAAAUAUUUUGAUGCGAGAUAAUAAACGAUUGAUGCUACAAUCGAAUAACAAUUCACCAUUAUCAACCUACUAUGACGAUGACAUUGAACAAAUUCAGUUACUUCAAGCUCUCAUUAAAAUCCAGCAAGAAUUAGCCUUUGAUGCUGAAGAUAUAGCGGAUUGUAUUGAGGUACCAAAUCGAGGUCGAUGUUGGGUUUAUAUUGCCCGUUACUCGUAUGAUCCUUAUAAACAAUCACCUAAUGAGAAUCCUGAAUCUGAAUUACAUUUGGCUGCUGGUGAUUUUAUUCUGGUUUUUGGUGAUAUGGAUGAAGAUGGUUUCUAUUUUGGUGAACUAUUGGAUGGACGCCGAGGUCUUGUACCUUCAAAUUUCAUCGAAAAACUUGUCGGUGAAGAUUUAUUUGAAUUCCAAGCUUCGGUACUUUAUGAAGGACGAGAUGGUGAUGAGUCUACAUGCAGUUAUCCCCCUGAAUUUUAUGAUGCCCUAUUAGAUGAUGUUAUCGGCCAUUCCAAUUUCCAACACCUUAUUGCACCCGAGGACUUUCAUCGGAUGAAUGAUUAUAUUGAACUUUGUGAAUCUUCUGAUAUCGAUGAAGAGGAUUUGUCAGAUCCAGAACGAGCUCAAGCAAAUGCUGCAAAAGAUACAGUACCUCCACCGAAAAGGUUAAUUCUGGAGCGACAAUUACACAAGAGUAUUUUAUUAGGAUGGUUGAUCCCUGAUUGUCCUCGAAGUUAUAUCGAUAAUUAUCAAAUUUAUGUCGAUGGAGUUCUGAAAGUAACUGUACCAAGCAACGAGCGAACUCGAGCCUUAGUCGAAGGUGUUGACUCUUCAAUCCCUCAUAGAAUCAGUGUCAGAGCUAUUACACCUCAAGGAAGAGCUUCUAGAGAUGCAGCAUGUACCAUAGUUGUUGGUAAAAAUGUACCUUUCGCUCCGUGUUCUGUAAAGGCGACAAAUAUCACCGCAACUUCAGCACUGAUUAACUGGUUACCUUCAAAUAGUAAUUUUUAUCAUGUUGUUGCCGUUAACUCGGUUGAGGUAAAAACGGUCGGUCCAAGUACAUAUAAACAUUUGAUCACUGGACUAACACCAAAUACAAUGUAUCGAGUUUCAGUUCGUGCUAAACCCGGUAAACUUUUAUGCUCAGAGGAGAAAAAUCCGAAAAAAUUGGAAAUGCUCACAACUUUUGUCGACUUUCGAACUCUACCCAAAAGUCUCCCUGAACCUCCGGUCGAUGUACAAAUUGAAUCUGGACCUCAGGACGGAACUUUACUUGUUACCUGGCUUCCGGUCACUUUAGACCAGUUCGGUACAUCUAAUGGUUGCCCAGUAACUGGUUAUGCUGUUUUUUCAUCACAUAAAAAACUUGCUGAAAUCGAUAGUCCAACAAGUGAUCAUGCACUUCUUGAUAUCUCACAAGUUGAAAGUUUUCAUAAAAAGCCGAUCACUGUUCGUACCAAAUCGGGUGAAAAUUUGUCCCAAGAUUCAAUUCCAUGUCACAUCCCAGAGGAGUUGAUUAAAUUCACUAACCUGGCCAAUCAAAUUGGCAAUAAUAACAUUAACCAACGAAAGCAAUCAAUUAAUAGUAAUUAUUUACCUGGCCAAUUCAGAGUAAAUCAAACUUAUAUGAUUAAAAAUCAAUCUGACUCUGAAUCUGAAACUGAAAUGAAUCAAUUAAUUAACAACGUUGCUCGUCGAUCAUCAAUUUUGUUUGAUCCAGUUACAAACCAGACUCAAAACAGCCCCGCUUCAAUGAGAGGACCUGGAAUGGUUCAAAACCGAGGUCAACCCCGAAUGAUACAACAAUCAAAUCAACCUGGUCAAUUGCGACAAGCAACACCACAACCACAGCAAUUUCAUCAACAACAGUCUCGCAAUUUAUCCCAAUCACAACAUCCUUAUCAGAAUCAAGUUGCUAAUCAACAAAAUCCAGUUAAUCGUAAUCAACAACAUAUGCAAGGUCCUAAUAAUCAAUUACAACAAUCUAAUCAAACAAAUAUGCACAUUCCAUCCAUUGCAAUUACCAAGGAUAUGCAUCAAAAUGGUAAAAAAACAAUGAGCCAACCAGCUAAUCGUCUUGGUGGACCAUCACCUCAACCACCACAGCGAAAUCGCCAAUAUACUGACCAUGAAAGGUCACACUUUGGCCAAGGACGAGGAGCCAUAGGUCCAAGUGGACCACAGUCCAAAGUAAUGGGACCUAAUCGACCACAAUCCCAACAACAACAGCAACAACAUCAGCCAAUUGGACAACGAGAUAUCCGUUAUUUUGUUGCGCUCUAUGAUUAUGAUCCACUUACAAUGUCUCCGAAUCCUGAUGCAGCUAAUGAAGAGUUACCAUUUCGUGAAGGUGAUAUAAUUAAGAUUUAUGGUGAUAAAGAUCCUGAUGGUUUCUAUCGAGGUGAAUUGAAUGAUCGUAUUGGUUUCGUGCCUUGUAAUAUGGUCUCUGAGGUUCAAUAUGAUCCGGAAACUGGACAACCAGUCCGAAUGGGCAGUGGACUAAGUGUUGCAGGAGGAGGAGGGGUAGGACCAAAAGAGAGUGACCCAUGGGCACAUUUACCUGUAAAGAAAAUGAUUGCUCUCUAUGAUUAUGAUCCACAAGAGCUUUCACCUAAUCCCGAUACUGAGAUGGAAUUAGCUUUUCAUGCCGGUGACACCAUCUACGUUUACGGUGACCUGGAUGAAGAUGGUUUCUAUAUGGGCGAGUUGAACGGUAAUCGAGGUCUAGUUCCGUCAAAUUUUAUGACCGAGGCAUUGACCGAAGGGACAAAUCGACAUGGUUUCCAGAAUCACCCAAUAAACAGAGGAUCAUCAACCGGAGAUCCUCGGCAAUCAAUGUCACUCCAACAGGUCAACCAACAGCAACAAUUUCAGUCUCACCAUCAAACUGGACAUCAACAACAAUCAACAGCCAUAAAUCAACAACAGCAACAAUUGCAUCAUCAUCAUCAACAAUCAAUUCAUCCACAUCUACAACAGCAACAACAACAACAACAACAACAGGGUUUCCAAUCACAACAGAAUCCGCAAGGUCAAGGGUACGGUCAGCAUCAAUUUCGGGGUCAACAGCAAACAAUUACUUCCAAUCAUCAUCAUCAACAGAAAUUGGGACAACAAGCAUCGGUCAACAAUCUAACUCCCAUUGGUCAACAACAGCACCAACAACAAGGUAUGAGACCUCAAGGUAAUUUCGCCAAUGUAAAUCAACCGGUUCACAAUCAACAACAAUUAGGACCACAACAAAGACCUAAUAGUCUUGAAUUGCGAUCAAAUCAACAAUUAAUUGGAAAUCAACAGCAAUUAAUGAAUAAUCAACAGCAACAACAAUUAAACCAGAUGGGACAGCAACACACAUUUAAUCAACAAAAUCAACAGCAAAAAGUUUUACAACAACAACAUCUUCAUCAGAAUCCCAAUCAAAUGAAUCAACAUUUACCACAACAAUCAACUAAUCCAAUUUCCAAUUUACUUAAUAGCGGUAAACAAAUGAUAGCCGAGGCAACGACACCAAGAAUUGGUCAACAACCUUCAAACUUUGAUUCUCAUGGUCAACAAUCAAUUAUGAACCAUCAUCCAAAUCAACAACAACAAUCGCAACAAUUACAUGGACAGAAUCAAAUUAAUCAUCUUAAUCAACAAGGAUCAAAUAUUCAUAAUAACAAUGGUAGAUUUAAUUCUGGUCUUAAUCAACAGCCCCAACAAUUAGGUCAACAACAAAAUUAUUCUGGUCAACAGCAACAAUCAAAUCAACAAUCAAGACAAUUUAGUUACACCGGUAACACAAAUACUACUGGUCAAGGGCCAAUGAUGGGUUUAAUGUCCGGUCAACAACAACAAGUUCAAGGUCAAGGUCAAAAUCAACAAGGUCCAACAUUAUCUGGUGCAUUAGGAGCAGUUAAAAGUAUCUUCAAAAUUUAAUUACAAUUAAACAUCAACUGUGAACAAUUAACUGUUACUCUAUUGGAUUGAAACAAUUGAUUAAUUGUUCCCAUUUAAUAUUAAUUCAGUUGUGUGUUUCUGUGUGAUUUUAUGUGUCUAUGUUUGGAUUUGAUUGUUUGCCUUGUGUUUUAAUUGUUAUUCAGAAAGAAAAGUGUUGAUCAUUUAUGAUUAGUUGAUUGUAAAGAAAUUUAAUUGUAAAUGAAGCUUUUGUUGUGCCUUAGAUUUUAAAUUGUUAAGCAAAAAAAUAAUAUAAAAUCAAGAUCAAAUUUAUCAUUAUAUUAAUUGUUACCAACAUGACGAUUUGAUUAAUGAUUCAACAAUUAACCAAAAUAUUUCAGAUGAAACAAUUAAAUUGAUUGUAUAAUCUGUUAAUUGUUAGGAAAUCUUUUUAUUUUUCACUCUUUUUCCUCCCUGUCGAUGGUUAAUUGUUAACCUUUCAUUAAUUCAUCAUUUUAAUUAAUCAAUUUUCCGUUUGUUGCCUUUUCUUAAUUGUAGUUUAAUUAAAAAACAACCAUGAUACAAACAACAAUUCCCAAUGCAAACAAUUGUAAUCAUUAUGAUUAAUUAACUUUAAUUUUAAUGAAUUGUCUAUAAAUAUUAUAAAUAUAAUGUAUUAAUUAAUCGUCAACAAUUUAGGUGUUGAUCAUUAAUUGUUUUUCCUCAUCAACAUCAUUUCCUGAGUCUCUGGUUGUGCUGAUCAAGUUGAAAAUUAUUCACAACAAUUAACUAAUCACUAAACUCUGUUCCCAAGCGACACAAGCACGAAUACAAUUUAUAAAUAUAUUCAACUGCCUGUUAAUCAUUUUGAUCAAUUUAAAUGAAAAAAAAUACCAAAAAUAUCAAUCGAUUAAUUAAUUUAUCCAAUAGUUGAUGAUUUCUGUUAAUUGAUUAAUUGGAAUCAAAGUUAACUAACUUUUCAAUUGUUAACUUCAUAAGAGAUGAUUAAUAUUAUGUAAAAAAGACAAACAAUUAAGAACCUUAAAUUUGUGGUUAAUUAACAGACACAGAAUUAUUUUACCUCCUGAAAAUCACAAUUAGAGAAGAUUAAAAAAUAAAUUGUAAUGUAAAAAAUUAAGAAAAAUAAUUGCAAUUAACUUUAAAUUGUUUCGAUUCUUUUUCUUUUUAAAUCAACAUUCAACUUCUUAUUGUAAUUAUAAAUUAUAAUACCUAAGAACUCAUAUGAUUAAUAAACUAUUUUUCUCUUUUCCUCCGAAAU